Messenger RNA from Acanthisitta chloris (rifleman), 284 nucleotides. Its product is annotated as nebulin-like. The transcript is spliced from 2 exons. Gene Ontology annotation, cellular component: Z disc. The record is from RefSeq and is a predicted model, not a curated record. NCBI's taxonomy places the organism in Eukaryota, Metazoa, Chordata, Aves, Passeriformes, Acanthisittidae. The annotation marks the transcript as partial. Gene Ontology annotation, molecular function: actin filament binding. Gene Ontology annotation, biological process: cardiac muscle thin filament assembly.
UGGGCUACAAGCAGGUUAAGACCAUCGAGCUGCCCCAGCAACGCUCGUCAUCGGUCGCCACGCAGCAAACCACGGUGUCCUCCGUCCCUUCUCACCCCUCCACUGCUGGGAAGACUUACCGAGCCAUGUAUGACUACAUGGCCGCGGACGCGGACGAGGUGUCGUUCAAGGACGGCGACACCAUCGUGAACGUGCAGGCCAUCGACGAGGGCUGGAUGUACGGCACGGUGCAGAGGACGGGCAAGACUGGCAUGCUGCCUGCCAACUACGUGGAGGCUGUGUGA